Messenger RNA from Arachis ipaensis, 726 nucleotides. RefSeq lists its product as uncharacterized. The record is from RefSeq and is a predicted model, not a curated record. NCBI's taxonomy places the organism in Eukaryota, Viridiplantae, Streptophyta, Magnoliopsida, Fabales, Fabaceae.
AUGGGUGAUAUACUGGAGAAAUGUGGUGAUCCCGGCCCAUGUUUAGUCACUUGCACUAUGGAUGGUGUACAAUUUGUUGAUUGCAUGUGUGAUCUAGGUGCUUGUGUUAGCAUUAUGUCUUUAUCUGUCUAUGAAACAUUGAAACUUCCACCGUUAAAAUGGUCGGCGGCCCGGUUUGUUUUGGCGGAUAAGUGUAUAAUUUCGGUGGUUCGCAUUAGGGAAGACGUUAUAGUGAGUAUAAAGGGGUUGGUCUUUCCGAUUGAUUUCCAUAUUCUUGAGAUGCCCCCUAGUGACUUUGGAAGAACAUCAUCUAUCUUGCUUGGGAGGCCAUUUUUGAAGACCUCCCGGUUUAAAUUGGAUGCUUUUUCGGGUACCUACUCUUUUGAGAUCGAUGAAAGAGUAGUGAGUUUUAAUCUUGAUGAAGCCAUGAGACAUCCACCGGAGGACCAUUCCAUCUUCCGGUGUGAUAUGAUUGAUAAUGUUGUGGCCAAAGUCCACCAUAAUGGUUUUGAGGAGAAGAGUAUGAUUCAAAGUCCAAGUGUGGGGAGCCCCCAUGAAUGUGAGGAAGAUACCUUACCACCUCCGGUGUUGCCGGAUGAUCAAGUGCCAAGCCAUGAACAAAGUGUAGAUUUGAAACCACUUCCACCCCAUCAAAAAUAUGCCUUUUUUGAAGAGAAUCAAAAGCUACCGGUGAUCAUUGCAAAGGAGCUUACCUCCCAUCAAUAG